CUCUCCUUCCUCCUGCCGCAGCUGUCGUGAUUCGGCAGCUGCUGGGAGCCAACUCGGCAAUCCGCCAUCCAUUCGGAGGAGGGAAAGCAACGUUAGCCGCGGCCCAUUCGAUAGCCAACACACAUUACAUCGUUACAGAGAAACCAUUGCACAAACAAUGGCCAACAGCUGCAAAGAACACAAGCGCGGCGUUCCACGUCCACCACCAUUGUCGCUCUUCAUCGGUAGGGAGCAAGAGCCAGCGGGCACGCGGACACACCCGGCUGCUGCCGACAACAGCAACAAGAAGAGGAUGUUGUCCAAGCAGCUUUCCAUGAAGGAGACCACCCGGGAGGUCAAGUGGGAGAAGCGGCGGCGGCAGAUACAACGACAAAGGAGCAGCAUGGGCUUGUACGAAGCCGACCGCGUGGGAUGCGCUAACACGCACGCCACUGCGAACGCUGUGACCGAUGAGGACCUGGAUGAGCUCAAGGGAUCCAUGGAGCUUGGCUUCGGGUUCAACGAGGAGAACGGAGGCCAGAACCUCUGCGACACGCUCCCUGCCCUCGACCUGUAUUUUGCCGUCAACCGGCAGCUCUCCGAGCCGAAGAUGCGGGUGUGCAGCCGCUCAUUGCCUUCCCUUUCUGUGGUGACCUCCUCAUCAUCCAUGCACUCCGGCACGCCCAGCCCAGCCGGCAGUCCUACCGCUCAGCCCUCCCUCCUUGACUCGUUGAAAAUUAGCAGUCCAGCUGGCGAGAACCCACAGCUUAUCAAGACAAGGCUAAGGCAGUGGGCUCAGGUAGUGGCUUUUUUCGUGAAGCACUCCCGUUGAGAGCGUUGGCUGCAAUGAACCACCCAUCCUACAAAACCGUUGUACAUCCGAGUGUUCCAUUAAACGACGAGGGAGAGGACAUGACUGGUGGUGCAAUUAACACAACGUCUAACCUUGUUGCUCUGGAGACGCCCAUGGUUGUUGUGCAUAGUUUAGUCUGUAUGUAUGUGUUGGCAACAUUAAUGCACCGCCCCCUGUGUAUUGACAGGACAACAUUUGAUGCA
Molecule: messenger RNA, 1035 nt
Organism: Triticum urartu
Lineage: Eukaryota; Viridiplantae; Streptophyta; Magnoliopsida; Poales; Poaceae
Source: RefSeq, a predicted model, not a curated record